Oldenlandia corymbosa var. corymbosa is the source of this 2195-nucleotide messenger RNA. The record is from the annotation of a GenBank genome assembly. Lineage: Eukaryota; Viridiplantae; Streptophyta; Magnoliopsida; Gentianales; Rubiaceae.
AAAAGGUAAAGGGGACAAGCAUAUGAUCCCUUCUUAGCGUCUAGGACUAAUUCUCUCCUAGACUCGUCACUAUAUAAAUCCAUCUAUGAAUUUGAUAUGCAUAGAAUUAGUUAAAAUUAGCAAACCAAAGGAUUGGUUGAAGGACUUCCAGAACUUUUUGUAAGGAGUCCAUGGAGAAUGCUGGAAAGGAAGCUAUUAGAAGUGAUGGAGUCAAGUACAGGGGAAUUAAAGCCAUGCCUUUUGUCAUAGGGAACGAGACGUUUGAGAAACUAGGAACCAUUGGAACUGGUUCAAACCUCUUGGUCUAUCUCACUGUCAUCUUCAACUUGAAGACCAUCACAGCAACUAACAUUGUCAACAUCUUCAAUGGCACUUGCAACUUUGGCACCUUAAUUGGAGCUUUCCUCUCUGAUACUUACUACGGUCGCUACAAAACCUUAGGAUUUGCCUCAAUAUCAUCCUUUUUGGUAUGUCUGUAAUCUCCAAUUCAACAUUUGUAUACUUGAUGAGCUAUCUAAAUCAAUAUAAGAUGCUGAAGCCUUUUAACUUGAUACCUCAGGGGAUGCUUCUGUUGUUCUUAACAGCAGCUGUUCCAGGAUUGCAUCCUCACCAAUGUGGAACAGGACGAUGUCUUGGGCCAACAGGUUGGCAGAUGGCAUUUCUAUUAACGGCUUUCGGAUUUUUAGUUGUUGGUUCUUCAGGCAUUAGGCCUUGCAAUUUGGCAUUUGGUGCAGACCAAUUUAAUCCUAAUACUGAAUCAGGGAGAAGAGGGAUCAACAGUUUUUUUAACUGGUACUAUUUCACUUAUGCGUUCGCGAUGAUGGUGUCGCUGACGGCCAUUGUUUAUGUGCAGUCCAAUGUGAGCUGGUCUUUAGGGUUAGCCAUUCCUGCGAUACUAAUGUUUUUCUCCUGCGCGCUUUUCUUCGCCGGUACAAAGUUGUAUGUCAAACAGAUACCAACAGGAAGCCCUUUAACUCAAAUCGCGCAAGUGAUUGUCGCUGCAUUUAGGAAAAAGCGAGUGCAGCUCCCGAAGCAACCAUGGCCCCUACUCUUCAAUCACGCACCUCCCAAUUCCAUCAACUGUCGGCUAUCACACACCGAGCAAUUAAGAUUCAUUAGCAAAGCGGCUGUUGUGAUGCCUGAAGAUAAGAUCAACUCUGAUGGAUCGUCGGCAAAUCCAUGGAGACUUAGCAGUGUCCAGCAGGUGGAAGAAGUAAAAUGCAUCCUUAGACUGAUUCCCAUAUGGGUGUCCGGGUCAAUUUACUAUGUAUCUGUAGUUCAGCAACAAAACUAUGCCGUCUUUCAAGCCCUUCAAGCUGACCGGCGCCUUGGCUACACCAGUUUCCACAUUCCAGCUGCUUCUUACAUCAUCUUCGCCAUGCUAAGCAUGACUAUUUGGCUCCCAUUUUACGACAGGAUUUUAGUGCCAUUGCUCAGAAAAGUGACAGGAAAAGAAGAUGGAUUGACCAUCCUCCAGAGAAUGGGAAUUGGUAUAUUCAUAUCAUCCCUAGCUUUGUUACUUUCAGGACUCGUUGAACAUAAAAGGAAGACAUUGGCACUCACAAAGCCAACAUUAGGAGUUGUUCCCGGAAAAGGUGCCAUUUCUUCACUGUCUGCAAUGUGGCUAAUCCCUCAGCUAGCUCUGUCAGGGCUUUCUGAAGCACUAGCACCAAUAGCAGAAAAUGAGUUGUUUUACAAACAAUUCCCCGAAAACAUGAGGAGCAUCGCUGCGGCAUUCUUCUUCAUGGGAUUAGCUGGAUCAAGCUAUUUAAGCAGCUUUAUCACAUCAGGGAUUCACAGGAUAACUGGAUGGCUACAGGAAGAUCUUAACCAUGGAAGGCUGGAUAACUUUUAUUAUUCCAUGGCCAUGUUAGAGUUUUUAAAUUUGGGUUGCUUUCUGGUUUGUGCAAAAUGGUACAAGUAUAAAAGAGCAUGUAAUGAUACCAACUUGGCUGUAGAAGUGAAUCAAAUCAAUUAAUCAUAGCAGCUGGCCUUCAGUAUUAAGAUUUUUAAUGCCGAUUAAGUUGGGAAAAUUCUAAUCGAGAACGUUGUAGGACAUGGUUUGAAAAGUUGCGAUUCGAUGCUUGCAUUUUCCUAUCCCCCAAACACAAAAUGGAUCAUGUAUUGCACAAAAUCAUUUUUUUUGUUGUGGACUUGUCUUCUAAUCUGUAGCCUUGGUGACAUCUUUAUCCCAA